Molecule: messenger RNA, 327 nt
Organism: Ilex paraguariensis (yerba mate)
Lineage: Eukaryota; Viridiplantae; Streptophyta; Magnoliopsida; Aquifoliales; Aquifoliaceae
Source: the annotation of a GenBank genome assembly
AUGAAAGAAUCACAAAGGAAGAAGGUGGCUCAUGAUGCUAGGUUUGAUGACAUAGUAGCCAACCAAACUAAAAUUUUUGAAAUGUUAGCUAGUAUGUUUUCCCAAUCUAUUGAACGAGAUGAGCAAAAGGCUAUAGAUCGUGAGAUGAAGGCUAAGAAUAGAGAGGUCCAACUACAAAAGUUAGCAAUGAUGAAUGGAAGAGAACAGAGAAGUGAGGAUAACAAAAUCAUGUCAAUGGACAUGUCCAAUUUAACUCCUAUGCAGAAGUCCUACUAUGAAGAUCUUCAAAGACAGAUAGUUGCUCAGAAUAUAGACAAUGGGUUUUAA